AUGAAGUACUCGACCAAGCACGAUCAUGAAGACCCCUCACAUGGCCUCCGUCCAACACCGGUCAUCUCUCCAUCCCAAGCCACCAUAGAAGCCGUUGAGAAAAUAAACCAAAACCGGCUUCCUCAUAUUCCUUGCCAAUCCCACGUCGGAUUGGAGGAAGAAGCAAAAGCCACCUGCCCAGCUAGCAUCAAGCAGAUAUGGGGGUGGACCGAGCACACGCCCGAGGACGCAGCCCACGAAGCUGAGCUCGCGGGGCUGAAGCCAACUCAGCUGUCUACAACACCCCGAACAAUCAACCGAGGCGCAGUGACAACUUCCGGUACCGUGUUUGAGGUCCCAGUUCGCGGACUGAGGUCACCGCCAUUGUCGCCCCGGGGAAAGAUGUACGAAAGUUUUACGCCCCCUACGCCUCCUCCGCCUCUCAUGCCUCCUACGCCACCCCCGCCACGUUUUCAGGCCAUACAGACGACUUCCCAGAGUGGCGAUCGCGCAGAAAGGAGACGCAUGAUUGGUCGAGUACUGGUGUCUGUGCGGGAUCGUGUCCCAGCCGAAGAUUGGCUUGAGGGCAUCAAAGAAUUGGAAGGGCGAGGGGGAAACGUAGAGAAAUUUUACAACAAUCUGUCAGAGGGUGGCGUACGAGACGUCUAGUUUGUCACCUGCUCCAGGGAUUCGGGAUCGGGCGUUGAUCGAGUACACCAUACAGA
This is a messenger RNA of Boeremia exigua, 704 nucleotides long. RefSeq lists its product as uncharacterized. Lineage: Eukaryota; Fungi; Ascomycota; Dothideomycetes; Pleosporales; Didymellaceae. The record is from RefSeq and is a predicted model, not a curated record. The transcript has a single exon. The coding region runs from base 1 to 648 and encodes 215 amino acids.